Messenger RNA from Rosa rugosa (rugosa rose), 1403 nucleotides. RefSeq lists its product as uncharacterized. Bases 431 to 946 code for a protein of 171 amino acids. The transcript is spliced from 4 exons. The record is from RefSeq and is a predicted model, not a curated record. NCBI's taxonomy places the organism in Eukaryota, Viridiplantae, Streptophyta, Magnoliopsida, Rosales, Rosaceae.
UUAAUUAAUGUAAUUUUAAAAUCAAAUCCCCAGAAAAAAAAAAGACGACAUAGCCUCUGUGGUUCUUGUCUCUCUUCUGGCACGCUCCACACCUCUCACCUUCCCCACUUCUCUCUCUCUCUAGCUGUGCUGGUAGCCUGUGUUGCCCAAUACCCAACCCUCUCUCUGCAAUUUAUUUAUGAUUCUCUCUUCCCUCUCUUUUUCCUUACCCUUUUUGGCUCUAUAAAUUCUGUAGAGCCCCCCCUCUAUUAACCUUCUCUCCUGAGUCUCCUCCCCUUCGCCUAACUUUGCUUCCCUUCUAUUCUCAAUCUUUCUUUUCCACUCUGUUAAUUAUAGUAUAGAUUUCUCCCUCAUCGGACACAGCUCAACCAGCUUAACUCAUCACUCUUAGCUUAAAGGUCGUGCGUUGACGUUUCAAGCCGAGGAAAAGAUGAAUCACUGUGCGAUUCAGCAGAACAACGCGUGCGAAGAGAUGAGGAAUUUCAGAGACGGCGUCGUUUGCCCCAAGCCUCGACGUUUGAGGAACGCAACUCUUCACGAACCCGUCAGAUCUUAUCGAUGGCAUCUAGGCCACCAAGCUGAGCUCUGUGAUGGGAGAGCAGGGUCAGAUCUUUUGGAAAACCUCCUUACAAAGGGUUCUUAUGGUGUUGAACAAUUUUACUGUACAGAAAUAGCCUCGUCGCACCCAUUUUAUAGCGGGUCGCCACCGAGCAGAGUCGCUAACCCACUAAUUCAGGAUGCUAGAUUUGGGGACGAGAAGCUCACCCCAUCUUCACCACUGUCACCUAUACCUCCCCCUUCAGGUCUGUCAUCGUCUCCAUCAUCCUCUACAAGGAAAGGAGGCUGUGUUCGGGUCAGUUUUGGGAGCAAGCCAGCAGUGAGGGUUGAGGGGUUUGAUUGCCUGGAUAGGGAUAGGAGAAACUGCAGAAUCCCUACCCUGGCAUAGAGCUAGCCCACUCAACAAACAAUGGAAGAAGGUACAUAAGAUGAGAUUAAGCUAAAGUUUGCUAUAGACAAUUACGAAACUUGGAUAGCGUGAGAGGUAAUUUUGAAAUUCUCAAGCGAGGAUGAAGGAGAUCCUUCUGCCUUUUGUAAAUAUGUUCAAGAGAUUUGUGUAAAUGAGAUGUGUCAUGUAAGUAUAUGAGAUGUUAACCAAAUAAACAGGGGUCCUAGGUCCAAUUUUAGGAGAGGUUUAUGAGGGGGUGAAAUUUGGUUUGAGAAGAGUCUGCACCACCCUCUUGUAUUGUACAUAGUAAGUCUGGUGGAAAAAUUUUCUUUCUGUUACCAUUUAGGUAUUCCGGAGUUCCAAUGAGCGGCUUAUGAAGUGAAUCUGUACAAAGGAAGUUGCUGUUGAGUUGAUUUAAACAGUUAUUGUGUAAAUAUACCAUUUGUGUUUUUUUUUA